UCCCAUGACCCUGCGGUGCCUCGAGCCCUCCGGGAAUGGCGCGGAAGGGACGCGGAGCCAGUGGGGGACCGCGGGGUCCGCGGAGGAGCCGUCGCCGGAGGCGGCGCGUCUGGCGAAGGCCCUGCGGGAGCUCAGUCAAACAGGUAGGGAGCAGACCCGCCGCGGCGCGUGCGAGAGGGGGCCCUCCCCGAAGGCGCGGCCGGGGGCUGUGGCGGCAGGGAGCGCCGCUGGGGAGAGGGGCCGCUGUGGGAAGCUAAAAUGGGGUGGAAAUACGUCCCCCGGCUUCCCGUACCCACCUCGGGGCGGAGGACCGCGGAGAGGAUGCCCCGCACGGCCCUGGAUCCUUGGGAAUUCGAAAGGAAAGUGGUUCUCGAGGGACUCAAGAGGCCUAGGAGAGGGCGGAACGCGAGAAGGGCUUCUUGGAAAUAGUCUCUUAGGGCGCUGGAACCUUUACUAUUUUCCACGGCUGCCCAGGGGGUCGGCACUUGGGCUUGAACCCUAGCCGGAGAAAGUGCUUGGCGCCUCCCUUGCUUUGGGUGCUAGGGUGGCGAGUGGGCGCUGCGCGGCCGGCGGCCCCAGCUGCAUCCGGCUCCCGGGCCGGAGCGGCUGCUACAGCCGGGAAUCUUGGCGGCCAAGUCCAGGGACGGACGGAUUGCCGCGCAGGCGGCUGCAGCCGGGCCGGCAGGAGCGCGCACAGCAAAGUCCCCGCCGAGCACGGCCUUGAGGGGCGGUGCGCCCCGGGUGUUGCUUGUCUUUUCGCGGCUCGCUGUCGUCUUUCGGCAUCUGAAUGAAGGAAAGAUCGAAAAAAAUCUGCAAACCAUGCAAUCGUUCAAAAUCUGGAUCCUGAAAGCUUGCGAUGUUUGGGGCAAAGUUGAAGUUUUGGUAUCACUGGGAGGGGAAAAAAAAGUCCCCUCCCUUGCGGAUCCGGUCGUUCCGUGCGGGCAACGGGCUUGCCCUCAGCAGAAGGGACCGGCAGAUGGCAGGUUGGUACUGGGGAAGUAUGACUGUUAAUGAAGCCAAAGAGAAAUUAAAAGAGGCACCAGAAGGAACUUUCUUGAUUAGAGAUAGUUCUCAUUCAGACUACCUACUGACAAUAUCUGUUAAAACAUCAGCUGGACCAACUAAUCUGCGAAUCGAAUACCAGGAUGGGAAAUUCAGAUUGGACUCUAUCAUAUGUGUCAAGUCCAAGCUUAAGCAGUUUGACAGUGUGGUUCAUCUGAUCGACUACUAUGUUCAGAUGUGCAAGGAUAAGCGGACGGGCCCAGAAGCCCCCCGGAAUGGCACUGUUCACCUUUAUCUGACCAAACCUCUCUACACAUCGGCACCAGCCCUGCAGCAUCUCUGUAGACUCACCAUUAACAAAUGUACCGGUACCAUCUGGGGACUGCCUUUACCAACGAGACUCAAAGAUUACUUGGAAGAAUAUAAAUUCCAGGUAUAAGUGUUUCUCUUUUUCUAAACAUGCCUCAUAUAGAGUUAUCUCCGAAUGCAGCUAUGUAAAAGAAAACCAAAACUUGAGUGACUGCUCUGGAUAACCACGUGGAAUUCUAAGAACAGCUGAAGUCAAUCUAAUUUAAGCAUGUGACAAGGUAGUUAGGUAUUUAAAGUUGCCCCAGAUAUUUUCACCUGAGUGAUGCUUCCCUUCCCAAGGCAGACCAAGAUCCGUUGUUUUAAGUUAAAAAGAAAACGUCCCAAAUAAAGGCUGCAGGGACAUUUUGUCAGAAUGCUUUGCCUUUCUGAGGUUCCUUUCUAAUAGGUCAAAGGUGCAAGUGCUGGUAGCAGAGAAAGAACACCACGCAGGAGUCCUGACAAAGUGGAAGGAACCAGACUAACACAGGCUUAACUUCAGUCUUAUAUGCCUGGUGAUAGGAACCUAUUUAAGACAUUUGGUAUUUCGCAUUCUGAUGGUCCCAGGAGUUUUAUUAAACAGAUAUGCUUGUGCGUAGUUAUCCUUCAUUUUAUGCAAUUAACCAAAUCAACCAAAAAAAGUGACCAUGAAAUCCUGUAUUUGACUUUUUACUACAUGUAUGAACUCUCAUGUGAAUGAGUACUGUAGUAAUCCAUUUUAAGGGAGCCUUAUUUCAGAUAUAUUUCAAACUGGUGCAAAUGGAAAUGACUUUUGUCUUGUCCUUUAAGGCUAAAGACAAGAAUGUCAUGCUAUACAGGUGCAACUCAAUCCCUGUUAAUAAAACCAUGUAGAUAGAGAUAUUUUACCUUUAGAAGUAGCUGUGUCCCACCCUGUUGCCAUUGAUUUUUUUUGGAAAUGGCUUUAGAAAUUUCCAAGUUGUCCUUAAAUUGUCUAACCCUGGACAUCAGCAGUUGUCUCCCUUCUACCAUGUAGAAUACUUUGACUUAAUUUUCUUCCAGAUACAGGGGGAAACCUGCCUGUUUUUCAAAGUGUUUAUUUACUGCUGUUACUAUUUGAUUAGAAUGUAUUAAAUAAAAAUACUUGACUUUUACAA
Messenger RNA from Manis pentadactyla (Chinese pangolin), 2462 nucleotides. It is a transcript of the gene SOCS2, whose product is annotated as suppressor of cytokine signaling 2. Lineage: Eukaryota; Metazoa; Chordata; Mammalia; Pholidota; Manidae. Gene Ontology annotation, molecular function: 1-phosphatidylinositol-3-kinase regulator activity. Gene Ontology annotation, biological process: intracellular signal transduction; phosphatidylinositol phosphate biosynthetic process. Gene Ontology annotation, cellular component: phosphatidylinositol 3-kinase complex. The transcript is spliced from 2 exons. Bases 857 to 1441 code for a protein of 194 amino acids. The record is from RefSeq and is a predicted model, not a curated record.